CUGAAAUGAAAAAUAAAAUAAAAUAAAUAAUAAUAACUAUAAUAAAAGCAGCCAUGGAUUUGUGAGUUGGAAAUAAAUGGCGAUGGUUUCCAUGGCAUUCUGUGUCAACACCGUGACCUUUCCAAAACUCAACAGGUGUCGUGGAAUGGCAUUUGCAAGUUUGAGCAACAAAGAAACCAGCACUUUGGGAGUGCGCCUUACAGAAGGCGAAGGGAAUUUGCCAAAACUUGUGCUUACUUCACCAGCUGGUAGUGAAGCUGAAACAUACCUCUUUGGAGGUUGCAUUACCUCUUGGAAAGUUCCCAAUGGCAAGGACCUCCUCUUCGUUCGCCCGGACGCUGUUUUUAAUAAGAAGAAACCAAUAAGUGGAGGCAUCCCACAUUGUUUUCCACAGUUUGGUCCUGGUCCAAUUCAGCAGCAUGGGUUUGCACGGAAUAUGGAUUGGACUGUUGUUGAUUCUGAAAAUGUGGAAGGAAAUCCUGUUGUAACUCUGGAACUGAAGGAUGCUCCUUAUAGUCGUGCUAUGUGGGAUUUCAGCUUCCAUGCUUUGUACAAGAUCACACUAAAUGCUAAAAGUCUUUCCACUGAGUUGAAAGUUAAAAAUACAGACAAGAAGGCGUUCUCAUUUAAUACAGCCUUGCACACAUAUUUUCGUGCUUCUGUGAGUGGUGCAUCAGUGAAGGGGUUGAAAGGUAGCAAAACUCUGAACAAGGAUCCAGAUCCUAAAAAUCCGGUGGAGGGUAGGGAAGAAAGGGAUGUGGUCACUUUUCCUGGAUUUGUAGAUUGCAUUUAUCUUGACGCUUCCAAUGAGCUGCAACUUGACAAUGGCUUGGGUGAUCUAAUAUCUAUCAAGAACACAAAUUGGUCUGAUGCUGUGUUGUGGAAUCCAUAUCUUCAAAUGGAAGCAUGUUACAAAGAUUUCGUUUGCGUUGAAAAUGCCAAGAUUGAAAGUGUCCAGAUAGAGCCAGAACAAACUUGGACAGCUGUGCAGCAUCUUAGCAUUGCUUGAAUCGUAACUGCGCUUCUACAUCAUCUAUUAUUUUUGUCUUAUUUUGAUUUGCCAGUAAUAUGUAUCUUCUGUAUUAAUAAUUUUCUAAGCCACAAUAGCGGACUAGUGUGGUGAGGGAUUUGAUAGUUCAUGAGUGGUGGUGACUGGUAUCUCAUAAGGUUGUAACAAAAAUAAAAAAAAUAAAAAAGAAGUAAUAAUUUCUUUUCUUUCA
This is a messenger RNA of Gastrolobium bilobum, 1220 nucleotides long. RefSeq names its product putative glucose-6-phosphate 1-epimerase. Gene Ontology annotation, biological process: carbohydrate metabolic process. The transcript has 10 exons. Lineage: Eukaryota; Viridiplantae; Streptophyta; Magnoliopsida; Fabales; Fabaceae. The record is from RefSeq and is a predicted model, not a curated record. The coding region runs from base 77 to 1009 and encodes 310 amino acids. Gene Ontology annotation, molecular function: isomerase activity; carbohydrate binding.